CUCGUCGUGCAUUACUGCCCAGCUAAUCCUUAUGAUCUGUGGGUUUGUGUUUAGAUUCGCCUUUCCAUUUGUCGCUGCUCUCUCUCUCUCUAUUUUGCUAGGUCUUGGUCUUCUUUUCAGAUCGAUCGCGUCGCUGGAAGAUGGCUGAAUCUAACCGCCGAUCCGAUGAGAUCAGCCAGGAGCAUGAGGUGCCGAAGCUCAAGUACCUGGAUUUCGUGCAUGUGGCGGCGAUGCAGGCGGUGAUGCACUUGGCGAGCCUCUACGACUUCGCCAAGGAGAACUCUGGCCCGCUGAAGUCCGGCGUCCACACCGUGGAGGGCACCGUUAAGACCGUCAUCGGUCCCGUCUACGAUAAGUUCCAUGACGUCCCCCUCGAGCUCCUCAAAUACGUCGAUCGCAAGGUGGACGACUCGAUUCAGGAGCUAGAGCAGCACGUGCCAACGCGGGUGAAGUCGGCGUCGGCCCAGGCGUACACGGCGGCGCAGAGGGCGCCCGAUGUAGCGCGGUCCGUAGUCGGCGAGGUCCAGCGGUCCGGGGUGUUGGCGACGGCGGCUGGCAUGGCGAGGGCGGCGUGCAAGCGCUACGAGCCGGUGGCCUGGGAGCUGUACAAGAAGUGCGAGCCGGUGGCGGAGAAGUACGCGGUGGCGGCGUGGCUGUCGCUGAACCGGCUCCCGCUGUUCCCCCAGGUGGCGCAGAUCGUGGUCCCCACGGCGGCGUACUGGUCGGACAAGUACAACCGGGCGGUGGGGAGCGCGGCGGAGCGGGGGUACGCGCUGGCACAGUACAUGCCGCUGGUCCCAACUGAAAGGAUCGCCAAGGUCUUCGGGAACUGGGCGCCGGCGUCGCCGAUGGGCAACGUGGAGCCGGCGUCGCCGGUGGCGCCCGUGGCGGUGGAGUGAGGCUGAACGGCGGUGGCUGGGAAUGGGGAGUUGGAUGCCCAUGGAAUGAGGAAGACGUUUGAUGUAAGAAAUUGUGGGGAAAAACUUUUCUUUGUUUCUUUAAUUUGGAAGUUUGUUUGUUGCUGUGGUGGUGGAUACGAGUGGGGUGUGUGGGUAGGAUGGACGGGCUUUUCUUGUGAAUGGUUUUCAAUGUAUUAGGUUAUCUAAGCGUUUCGUGCAAGGCCUUAAGGCUGCUCAAUGGUUUAAUAAUAGUUGCUGGAAGUUGGACUGCUUGUUAGCAGUAGGCCACCAAAAUUUGGAUAA
This is a messenger RNA of Elaeis guineensis (African oil palm), 1202 nucleotides long. Its product is annotated as stress-related protein. The record is from RefSeq and is a predicted model, not a curated record. NCBI's taxonomy places the organism in Eukaryota, Viridiplantae, Streptophyta, Magnoliopsida, Arecales, Arecaceae.